Molecule: messenger RNA, 1257 nt
Organism: Juglans regia (Persian walnut)
Lineage: Eukaryota; Viridiplantae; Streptophyta; Magnoliopsida; Fagales; Juglandaceae
Product: ubiquitin carboxyl-terminal hydrolase 2
Exons: 6
Coding region: 108-1112 (334 amino acids)
Biological process (GO): ubiquitin-dependent protein catabolic process; protein deubiquitination
Cellular component (GO): cytoplasm
Molecular function (GO): cysteine-type deubiquitinase activity
Source: RefSeq, a predicted model, not a curated record
ACAGGAAGGGUAAAUUCUAGAAAUCAAACCAGAGGAGGAUUCGACAACGACGACGCUGCACUGCAAAUCCCUACCUCCGAUACUCCUCCGCAUAUUGAUUUCCAGCCAUGUCUUGGUGCACAAUUGAGUCUGAUCCUGGUGUUUUUACGGAACUUAUUCAGCAGAUGCAAGUAAAAGGUGUGCAGGUGGAGGAGCUGUAUUCUUUGGACCUUGAUUCUCUGAAUAAUCUUAGGCCUGUAUAUGGGUUGAUUUUUCUUUUCAAAUGGCGUCCAGGGGAAAAGGAUGACCGUGUUGUAAUCAAGGAUCCAAACCCUAACUUGUUCUUUGCCAGCCAGGUGAUCAAUAAUGCUUGUGCAACCCAAGCAAUAUUGUCUAUCCUCAUGAACUGUCUGGAUAUUGACAUUGGCCCCGAGUUGUCAAAGUUGAAAGAAUUCACCAAGACUUUUCCACCUGAACUCAAAGGUUUGGCAAUCAAUAAUAGUGAAGCGAUACGCACAGCCCACAAUAGUUUUGCAAGGCCUGAGCCUUUUGUUCCAGAGGAGCAGAAGUCUGCAGGCAAAGAUGAUGAUGUCUACCAUUUUAUAAGCUAUUUACCUGUUGAUGGGAUUCUGUAUGAACUGGAUGGACUGAAGGAAGGACCCAUCAGCCUUGGUCAGUGCUCUGGUGGGCAAGGUGACAUGGAUUGGCUGUCAAUGGUGCAACCAGUGAUCCAGGAACGCAUUGAAAGGUAUUCCCAAAAUGAGAUAAGGUUCAAUCUAAUGGCAGUCAUCAAGAACAGGAAAGAGAUGUAUACUGCAGAACUGAAGGAGCUCCAAAAGAGGAGGGAGCGUAUCUUGCAGCAACUGGCCGCCUUACAACCAGAGAGACUGGUGGGCAAUAGUAAUGUUGAAGCGCUAAACAAAUCUCUCUCAGAAGUGAAUGCUGGAAUAGAAGCCGCUACCGAGAAGAUCUUAGUGGAGGAGGAAAAGUACAAGAAAUGGAGAACCGAAAAUAUCCGUAGAAAGCACAAUUAUAUACCUUUUCUGUUCAACUUCCUCAAGAUUCUUGCUGAAAAGAAGCAGUUGAAGCCCCUAAUCGAGAAGGCGAAGCAGAAAACUAACAGCACUAGAUGAUUUCUUGUUAAUUGUAACAACUGUGCUUGUAUUUCGACUUUAACUACAUCAGAGAUUUUAUUGUUAUUGUUAUUUUUUUUUUUUUCAUGUCUUGAGACACAUGAAUUUCUUUUAAGGUAUAUCUGCUCCCAUAUUCACUUGCUUU